AUGCUGUCGAGGCAUGCGGGCCGCAGCGCCUCUCUUCACCAUGCGGCUGCUUUCAAGUCAAUUAGAAUACCUUCCCGGCUCCCCUCUCUCCAGGCUUGUAUAUCUACCUUAAGCCCACGCAACGACCUGGGAAAAAACCUGCGACCAUGGCGUCGUGGGCUGGAUCUUGGCUUCGGCUCGCACGAGCGAACGCUUGCUACAGCCGUGGAUGACUUCAAAGUGGAGGGAAUGCCGUAUAACCACCUCUCAAACUCAUCAAUACCACCUUUCCAGGCACCGACAUCACCAUUCGAGAUUCACGCCUUCAACCCCGCAUCACCUUUGACUAUACCUGAGCCGGGACCUGCAAGGCCUCAGACAAAAAUGAACACCUACGGCAUUCCCGGCGAACCUGAAGAUAUGCUCAUGGUAUUUGACGCAUGCAUCAAAGUAGGGAAACUGGAAAGAGCAGCACUCGUGUUGAAGCGUCUUGGCACCGCUGGAACUGCAUCUGACGAAGAGCGAAUCAUUCUCAACAACCGGUAUCUCAGAGCAUCUCUCAACCAAAUGCGCACCAAGCCCGAUCGAAAGCAAGCCGAGCAGCUCCACCAGUGGUACGAGCUACAAAUAAGAAGCAAGAAUUUGCCGCAUACGGCCGAAACAAUUGCCUGCAUGCUCAAGGCAUCUCUGCUUUCUGAACGGGGCGCUAGAUUGGACCGCCUUGUAAAGCGAUACAUGGGAAUGGCACCAGACGAAGCCGGGUUACGAGUUCUAAGCAUGGACGAAAUUCUGAGCGACCAAGAUCUUGCCGUCAUUACCGAAAUCUGCCCAACUUACAAUUUUGCGGCCGAUGAAGGUGGCCUGGAAGACUCAACUCUUACGCCGGACAAGUAUGAAGAAGCGCAGGCUUCUCCUACCCUUGAGGUUGAGCUUGGCGGAACAAAAACCUUUGAAAGUGCUCCGGAGCUCAUUCCAACUCCGCAGCGAGGAGAAGGCCUUAAUACACUGAAGAAGGGCCUUGGACUCUUGUUGGGGCUACAGGAUGUGGACAUUUCCAAGCUACCGUAUUCCGACAGAGUCGACAUUCAACUUCAGCUGGAAAGAGACUCAAUUGGUUCGGCGAUUGAGAAAUGGCGUCUCGAUAACAAGAAUCUACAAAAACGAGGCGUCACCACCGCUUUAUCGCCCUCUUCCAGAGAAGGCUCCAUGUCGCAAAACAUGGCGUCGUGGAUGAGCGCCAUGGAGAGCCGCAUCCAUCAAGAACUGCGAUUGAUUGAGCUGUCAGAAGCGAAAAAGUCAAAAUCGGACAAAGAUCUCACAAGAUGUGUCUAUGGUCCGUUUAUCCAACAGGGUGAACCAGCACGUCUCGCGGCUGUAACGAUACUGUCGGUUGUCAACCUUGGAACUGUUCUCGGUGUUGAAAAGGGCAUCCCUAUAAGCAGGUUGAUUACGCAUAUUGCAAAAGCUGUCCAGGACGAUACCGAGAUGUACCAGAAAGAAUUGGCCGAGAGAAAGGCUCGACGACAGCGUAAACUUCGCUUUGUGGGCGAGGCGGACAAGUCAAAGAAGAGCAAAAAGACCGACAGCAAAGAUGCCAACCCCGCUCUACUCGAUGCAACUGAGCAGCAGAAAACCAUGGAAGAAAAUAGCCGGGAACCCUGGUCUAUACAAAUCAAAGCCCAAGUUGGCUCAAUCCUGCUACAAAUGUUGAUUGAAUCUGCCAAAAUUAACGUUGUGGCAGAGGGUUCAACAUCCAAAGAGCUGAUUAGCCAAUACCAACCCGCAUUCAAUCAUCAGACGCUACUUCGAAAGGGCAAAAAGGUUGGAGCUCUCACUUUCAACACCCACUUGGUUGAGCAGCUAAAGCGCGAGCCAAUGGGUGAUUUCAUUGCCAAGCAUCUCCCCAUGAUUGUUGAGCCCAAGCCUUGGUCGUCCUUCAGCGAAGGCGGAUUUUUGGACAGCAAAACUAGUCUUGUACGAGUGAAGCCCGGAGACGUCGAGCAAAAGUUGUAUAGCAACGCGGCGAUCAAGCGUGGAGAUAUGACGCAGGUGUUUAAAGGCCUGGAUAUCUUGGGUAAAACAGCAUGGAUCAUUAAUAAGGAUACCUUGAAUGUUAUGAUGGAGGCGUGGAACAGUGGCGAAGAGAUUGCCGACAUACCCCCUCUCAACCCAAACUUGGAAACCCCAACAGAGCCGGAUGCUUCAGCAGACCCCCUUGUCCGGGGCAAAUGGAUUCGACAAGUUAAAGCGAUCGAGAACGAGCGAUCUGGCUUGCACUCUCAGAGAUGUUUUAUGAAUCUACAGCUGGAGAUUGCGCGAGCCUUCAGGAACCAGACGAUAUAUUUCCCACACAAUGUCGACUACCGAGGAAGAGCUUAUCCUAUGCCUACAUAUCUCAACCACAUGGGUGCCGAUCACGCGCGAGCCAUUUUGAAAUUCGCCAAAGGCAAAGAGCUGGGGGUGCGAGGUCUGCGGUGGCUGAAAAUUCAUUUGGCCAACGUGUACGGCCUGGACAAGGCCAGCUUUGACGAACGUGAAGCCUUUGCGGAUGACAACGUGGCCAACAUUAUUGAGUCGGCCACCAAUCCCUUGGGAGGCAGUAGAUGGUGGCUCAAGGGUGAGGAUCCGUGGCAGUGCCUCUCUGCGUGCUUUGAACUCAAGGCCGCCCUUGAGCUUCCUGACCCCACAAAGUUCGUAUCGCAUCUGCCAGUUCACCAGGAUGGUACUUGUAACGGACUCCAACACUACGCAGCUCUCGGCGGUGACACAUGGGGAGCGAAGCAGGUUAAUUUGGAGCCUGGAGAGAGGCCUGCCGACGUGUACUCUGCGGUCGCCAACCUAGUCAAGGAGGCCAUCGCUAAAGAUAUGGAAGACGAGAACAAGUUUGCGUUGGCACUCCACGGAAAGAUAACCCGCAAAGUGGUUAAGCAGACUGUGAUGACGAAUGUCUACGGUGUUACCUUUGCCGGAGCCAAGAAGCAAAUCUGCAAGCAAAUCGACGCCUUAUAUCCCAACCUGGGCAAAGAAUGCGGCAUUCCCAACAUUCUGUUGUCUACGUAUAUUGCGAAGCAAGUCUUCCAAGCUCUUGCCACCAUGUUCAGGGGUGCCCACGACAUCCAGUAUUGGCUCGGAGAGAUUGGUGGGCGUGUGUGCCGAGCGCUGACUCCAGCUCAGCUACAGCAAAUUGUCGACUCGUACGGCGAGGGCGAGGAUGGCGCUUCUCGCGCUAGCAAAACCAGGAAAAAGGCACCUACUGGAAAGAAGGUCGAAUUCGACGAUCUUGUUCAGCAGUUUCGUUCAUCCGUUGUUUGGACAACGCCACUUCGAAUGCCUGUCGUUCAGCCUUAUCGCAAGACCACUGCACGAGAAAUCAAGACCUGUCUUCAAGCCGUCAUCUACCCUUUGAGCGACCAGACGGAUCCCGUGAAUAGGAGAAAGCAGCUCCAAGGAUUCCCUCCCAACUUCAUCCACUCUCUAGAUGCCAGUCACAUGUUGUUGUCAGCGCUGGAAUGCGAUGCUCGAGGACUCGACUUUGCUGCCGUCCAUGAUUCAUUCUGGACACAUGCCGGAGAUCUCGAUGUUAUGAAUGAAGUCUUGCGAGAUGCCUUUAUCCGAAUUCACGAAGAGGAUGUCGUCGGCCGCUUGGGCGCCGAGUUCGAGGCUCGCCACCAGGGGUCCAUCUAUCUUGCAAAGAUUGACCCCGAUACCCCUGUCGCUCAAAAGAUCAAGGAACUACGCAAGAAGAGCAAACUGUCUCCGAAGGAGGAACUCCUCCUUGAACACAAGCGCAACCAGCUGAAGCUCUCCGGGAAUCCCUGGGACCUUGAAGCUGCUAAGCAAAUCGUCACCCCCGCAUCUGUGUAUGAGGACAUGAUGGCUGCCGAAGUCGACAUGGAUAUCCAAGAGGAUGCCAAGGAUAUCGGACUUGGUGCCAUCCCGGAAGACGAGGCCCCCAGCGUAAAUGCAGAGGAGAUUGAGGCCCAAACCGGAGACUCUUCUCAAGCUGCGGAGCUGGCUGAGCGGCUCAUGAAAGAUAUGGAGUCGUCCUUCUUCGAAACCCAGCUUGCGGGACAGAAGAAGGUGGCUCCCGCCAAGAAGCAGAAGAAGACGCCGCUUCCUGUUUGGCUGCCGCUUACUAUCCCAAAGGUUCCCGAGAAGGGCGACUUUGACGUCAAGCGCUUGAGAGAGAGCAAGUAUUUCUUCUCAUGA
Trichoderma aggressivum f. europaeum is the source of this 4188-nucleotide messenger RNA. RefSeq lists its product as uncharacterized. NCBI's taxonomy places the organism in Eukaryota, Fungi, Ascomycota, Sordariomycetes, Hypocreales, Hypocreaceae. Gene Ontology annotation, cellular component: mitochondrial DNA-directed RNA polymerase complex. The transcript has a single exon. Gene Ontology annotation, molecular function: mitochondrial promoter sequence-specific DNA binding; DNA-directed RNA polymerase activity. The record is from RefSeq and is a predicted model, not a curated record. Gene Ontology annotation, biological process: mitochondrial transcription. Bases 1 to 4188 code for a protein of 1395 amino acids.